AUGCCUCGUGACACGAAUCAUUCUUCAAUCUAUGAUGAUCUUAGUCGCGAUAGUUCUCGUCGUUGUUAUACAUCGAAAACAUCAACAUUUAAUACCAAUAUAAUUAUUGAUGGACAUAUAUUUCAUCUUGGUUCUCGUUAUUCGUUACCGAAAAUGAUCGGUUCAGGUGCUUAUGGUCAAGUUAUAUCAGCAUAUGAUUCUUUACUUCAACGUAAAGUAGCUAUUAAAAAAAUUAAAUUACCUUCAAUAAAUGCUGUUGAAGCUAAAUUAUUUUAUUCUCGUUCAUUACGUGAAAUAUGUAUUUUAACACCAUUAAAACAUGAUAAUAUUGUUCAAGUACUUGAUUGUUAUACACCAGCAACAACAAUUGAACAAAUGCGUGAAAUUUAUAUUGUAACUAAUUUAAUGCGUUUAGAUCUUCAUCAACUUAUUAAAAUGAAUAAUCAACGAUCAACAGAUAAACGUAUUAUUACAAAUAGUCAUAUUCCACAUUUUCUUUAUCAAAUAUUACGAGCAUUGAAAUUUAUUCAUUCAGCUAAAGUUUUACAUCGAGAUUUAAAACCAAGUAAUAUUUUUGUUGAUCUUGAUGGUCAUGUACGUAUUGGAGAUUUUGGUCUUGCUCGUGUACCAGAAGAAGAAGCUAAUACACCUAUGACUGGUUAUGUAUGUACACGAUGGUAUCGUGCACCUGAAUUAAUGCUUUGUGAUGGAACAUAUACUUCAGCUAUAGAUAUGUGGUCAGUAGGUUGUAUUCUUGGUGAACUUAUAUUUGGUCAACCAUUAUUUCCUGGUCGUCAUUAUUUUGAUCAAUUACGUCUUAUUGUUGAACGUCGUUGUGGUUCAUUAGGUUUUCCUGUUCAUGAACAUAAAAUAGCAUAUCCAACAAUAUCAGAUAAAUCAUUAAAUGCUCUUCAUCGAAUAUCAACACAAUGUACAAAUUGUCAUCCUAAACCAUUUUUAUUAUCAGAUUCUAUUGUACCAAAUAUUGAUGAUGCUGCAUUUGAUUUACUUGAUCAAUUAUUAUUAAUGGAUCCACAUAAACGUUUAACAGCUGAAGAUGCAUUACAUAGUUCAUUAUUUAAUAAUUAUCGAAAAGAUGCUGGAGGUGAACCAUCAUCAGAAGAAGCAUUUCAACUUGAUCUUAGUCCAUAUCAAUUAUCUGACAUUCGUGCAAUGCUUUUUCAAAAAGUACAACUUGUUCAUCAACAAUUACAUGAUAAAGCACUUAUACUUAAUGAACAAGCAGCAAUGAUAGCAAAUAUAAAUACGGAGAAGAUGGACUGUUAUUAG
This is a messenger RNA of Rotaria sp. Silwood2, 1290 nucleotides long. The record is from the annotation of a GenBank genome assembly. Lineage: Eukaryota; Metazoa; Rotifera; Eurotatoria; Philodinida; Philodinidae.